AUGCCUACAUGUCAGAAGGCCGCGAGGCCACUGGUAAGGUCUCUGCGGGAUGCUCAAUCAUCAUGCCAGUCGGUGAGGGCGAUUCGCGCCUUCACCAGCUCCGCCCGAUCGAACAAUGAGGCUGCUGUCGAAAGCACCCGUCCUACCCCCGUCUUCGAUCCAGCCACAGUCACAUCGAUAAAAGGAGAGAAAGCUCUGAUGAAGAGUGGUAUCUUCCCAAUUGGAUCGAGACGUCGUCGUGCUGCCCUGAAAAGUUCGGACAACAUCCCGUUCGAACAAUUACCAUACCAAUGCUUCCAAGAGGCUCGCAAAGUGCUUCAGGCGGAUAGGGAGGAGAAGCUGCAGGCCAUCCAGAAAGAGAGGCUGCGGAUAUCGAACCUUAUGGCCCAGGAUCCCUCAAAUAUCAGUGGAGGGGAAAAGCAGAAGCAGAUUAGGCUAGAGAGUAUGAGGAGGCAUUUAGAAUAUCUGAAAAUCCAAGCAGAUAUCAAUGAUCCUUUGAUCAAGAAGCGGUUCGAAGAUGGCGAAGGAGAUAUGAACAAACCCAUCUACCGCUAUCUGGCCGACAGAAAGUGGCGGAAGUACCAACGACUUGUCAUUGUCCAGCGUAUAAACCAGCUCGGCAUUGUUCCAGAUUGUCUGCCACAUUUCGAACCCACCGCCGACGUGCGUCUGGCUUUCAGAAAGCGCAGUGUCCUACCUGGCGAAUUCGUUGAUUCGCGUGUCAGCGAGGUCCCCGCUCGAUUGAAGGUCCAGGUAUUCGACAAAGGGGAGCGACUUGUUAGUGUUGUCGUUAUCGACUCCGAUGUUCCUGUCGUUGAGAGGGAUAACUUUACAUCUCGAUGCCAUUAUCUGGCAACCAACAUUCCCCUCUCUCCCACACAGACAUCCCUGCCUCUAUCCCAAGCCACGGAAACACAGCUGGUGCACCCAUGGAUGCCCCCAUUCGCCCAAAAGGGAUCCCCAUACCACCGAUACUCCGUCUUUGUGUUGCAGCAAGAGCCAGGCAAGACUCUUGACCCUGCAGAACUCAGGGAGAAAAUCCAACGUGAUGGAUUCAGCCUGCGGAGCUUUGUUGACAAGUACCACGUGAAACCAAUCGGCGUUAGCAUCUUCAGGAGCUUGUGGGACGAGGGAACUGCUGGUGUUAUGCACAGAGCCGGAAUUGAAGGUGCAGAUAUCGAGUUCAAGAGAAAGAAGAUCGAGCCUCUCAAGCCUAAGCAGAAGGCCAGAGGUUGGGAGGCAAGACAUUCGGGCCCCAAGUAUUCUUGGCUCAGAAGGUAA
Messenger RNA from Amorphotheca resinae ATCC 22711, 1281 nucleotides. RefSeq lists its product as hypothetical. The transcript has 2 exons. Lineage: Eukaryota; Fungi; Ascomycota; Leotiomycetes; Helotiales; Amorphothecaceae. Bases 1 to 1281 code for a protein of 426 amino acids. The record is from RefSeq and is a predicted model, not a curated record.